AUGAGACAGACGUCCUACAAUUAAUUUACAUGCCAUACAGAAAUGGAUAACUAAUAACAUUUAAGAUCUAAUAGUUAAUCUUUAUCCAUCACAGAUAUGCAUACUGCUGACACAAACAGAAAAUUAUAAUAAAUUGCUUUUGAAUCUAAAUAAUAUUUAGAAUAGGAAGAAGAAGAGGAGAAGGAAUAUAUUAUUCUUUAAAAUAGUAUUCGAUAGUAGUUAUCUGAGCGACUAAACAUUGAAAAUUUAUGUAGGAAUAUUCUAAAUUUAUAGCUAAGUUUGAUUUUUCAAAUAUAGAAAACAAAAUACAACUGAUAUUUUAAUGGAUAAUAGUAGUUUUUUACAGAAGCAGUAGUGAAAUGUUUGAAUGGAAAAGUUUUAAAGUAACGUAGAUCUAUUAAUAAAAGGAAAUUUGUAUUAUUCAAGAUAAAGGUAUGGAUUUAAAAAAUAGACUUGGUUUGAAAAACGUAGUCCGAAUGACAAAAUUAGAAUUUGAACUUACAAAAUAAUUAAUGUUAUAAAGACAUUGUAUUGAAUCCAAAAAUAACAAUAACAAAGAUGUUAUUUAAUUUAUUAGUUAAAUUUAUGACAUUUUAUAAAUAAUAAUAAGGACAUUUGAGGCUGGUUAAAAAGUUAUGCGAAUUGAAGAAGAGUUGAUUAGAGUAAAAUUUAUCAUAUCAUUAGAGGUAAAUAUCAGAAGACUUGUCAAAAGAGGAAGAAAAAUGA
Paramecium primaurelia is the source of this 726-nucleotide messenger RNA. The record is from the annotation of a GenBank genome assembly. NCBI's taxonomy places the organism in Eukaryota, Ciliophora, Oligohymenophorea, Peniculida, Parameciidae.